AUGGAAGAACUAACGGAGCUACCUGUCAUACUGGAAUUAGCCAGCGAUUUUUUGGAUCGUGAAACACCGAUAUUUCGCGACGAUGUUUGCUUCUUUAUAUCUCAGAGUGGUGAGACUGCGGAUACUCUUAAUGCACUGAGAUACUGUAAGCCGCGUGGUGCACUGACAAUCGGCAUUACAAAUACAGUGGGAAGUAGCAUAUGCCGUGAGACACACUGCGGUGUACACAUCAAUGCUGGUCCAGAAAUUGGUGUUGCUUCAACGAAGGCUUACACGUCGCAAAUACUAUCACUAGUAAUGUUCGCACUGACAAUGAGUGAUGAUCGAAUUUCAAUGAGAAAUCGCCGUCAGGAUAUUAUUAACGGGUUGCGACAGCUUCCAGAUCUGAUCCGAGAAGUACUGAAGUUAGAUGGCGAGGUACUUGAAAUCGCGAAGAAAAUCUAUAAGGAGCGUUCACUCCUGAUUAUGGGCCGUGGUUAUAACUUCGCAACCUGUUUGGAAGGCGCACUGAAAAUUAAAGAACUGUCGUAUAUGCACUGCGAAGGCAUAAUGAGUGGUGAACUGAAGCACGGCCCACUUGCGAUGGUGGACAAAGAUCGCAGCAUUGUUAUGGUCAUCUGCAGCGAUAAUGUCUACAAGAAAUCCAUAAAUGCUCUGCAACAAGUGCUGGCUCGUGAAGGCGAUCCAAUAAUCAUUGCGGAUGUUGAAGUACCAGCAUGCGACCUACACGGCAGGAACUCGGUGCUUCGUGUUCCAAAAACUGUGGACUGUAUUCAGAAUAUCCUCACUGUCAUCCCUCUGCAACUGCUCAGUUAUCAUGUUGCUGAAUUGAAUGGACUCAAUGUUAGUUUUCUGCAUCUAAUUUGA
Messenger RNA from Gongylonema pulchrum, 867 nucleotides. The record is from the annotation of a GenBank genome assembly. NCBI's taxonomy places the organism in Eukaryota, Metazoa, Nematoda, Chromadorea, Rhabditida, Gongylonematidae.